This is a messenger RNA of Rhinichthys klamathensis goyatoka, 662 nucleotides long. RefSeq names its product NEDD8 ubiquitin like modifier (gene nedd8). The transcript is spliced from 4 exons. Gene Ontology annotation, biological process: protein neddylation; modification-dependent protein catabolic process; regulation of proteolysis. Gene Ontology annotation, cellular component: nucleus; cytoplasm. The coding region runs from base 130 to 399 and encodes 89 amino acids. NCBI's taxonomy places the organism in Eukaryota, Metazoa, Chordata, Actinopteri, Cypriniformes, Leuciscidae. The record is from RefSeq and is a predicted model, not a curated record. Gene Ontology annotation, molecular function: ubiquitin protein ligase binding; protein tag activity.
UCUAAUACGGUGGUGGUGAAGAAAUUGUGGGAAUAACUGAUUAUAGAAAUCUGAACUUCUUCUACCGUCAGUUAAUUAUAUUUGCAUCCAUUUAUUCCUGCAUGAAUUUCUAGAACAAGAGAAGCCACAAUGCUAAUUAAAGUCAAGACGCUCACUGGCAAAGAAAUCGAGAUUGACAUCGAGCCCACAGACAAGGUGGAGAGAAUAAAAGAGAGAGUGGAGGAGAAAGAGGGAAUCCCACCCCAGCAACAGAGACUCAUCUACAGUGGAAAACAGAUGAAUGAUGAGAAAACGGCAGCGGAUUACAAGAUCCAGGGUGGCUCUGUGCUGCAUCUGGUUCUUGCUCUAAGAGGUGGGCAUCUUCACCAGCAUCCCAGCAGCCUCCUUCUAACUAUGUAACCGCCAGUCCUGCCUUGACCACCUUAGAUAUCCAGUGUAUUUGCACAUGUCACUAAAAACCAUUUGAACCAUCUGGACUGACAAGUGGUAGCCACUAUAAUCUUUGUUUGUUGGAACAUUCAUCAGCUUCCUCCUGUUAAUGCCACUCCCCCUUAAUUUGUUAAGAGCAUGACUGUGCUCUUGUUAAGUUUACAAGAAGUGUUAGAAAUCAAGGUGAAAAUGAUGUAUCAGUUUGUCAAUAAAAAUUGAUGCAACCCAUUUAA